Molecule: messenger RNA, 1617 nt
Organism: Bipolaris zeicola 26-R-13
Lineage: Eukaryota; Fungi; Ascomycota; Dothideomycetes; Pleosporales; Pleosporaceae
Exons: 2
Biological process (GO): mismatch repair
Cellular component (GO): MutLalpha complex
Molecular function (GO): ATP-dependent DNA damage sensor activity; ATP binding; mismatched DNA binding
Source: RefSeq, a predicted model, not a curated record
AUGGCGGAUAUCCCCAACAUAUUCGCACAACCCAGCAUCGCUGCACUUCCACCCCCGACAAUCCGACAACUGGGCUCCAGCCAAGUCCUCAUCGGCCCCAGCUCCAUCGUAAAAGAGCUCAUCGACAACGCUCUCGAUGCCCGUGCAAAAAGCAUCUUCGUCGAUAUUUCCGCCAACACGCUUGAUUCCAUCCAAGUCAAAGAUGACGGUCACGGCAUUCCAAGUGACGACCGAUCUCUCGUCUGCCGCCGUUACUGCACCAGCAAAAUAAGAGAUUUGAACGAUUUGAGAGAACUAGGAGGGAAAUGGCUGGGCUUCCGUGGCGAGGCGCUGGCAAGUAUGGCGGAGAUGAGCAGCGCGUUUAGUGUGACGACGAGAGUGGAGGGUGACCCUGUUGCUGUCAAAUUGAAGUAUAGUCGGGAUGGGGAGCUUGAAUCUGUUGCGCAUGAUUCACAUCCUGUUGGCACGACUGUCAAAGUAAUGGGGUUCUUGGAGCAUAUACCUGUUCGGAAGCAGAUGGCGAUUAAGGAUGCGGCGAAGUGUUUGGGGAAGAUUCGACGAGUGAUGCAGGCGUAUGCGCUUGCAAGGCCAAGUGCUCGGUUUAGGCUUCGCGUGCUUAAGGCUAAGAAUGGUAAUGGCGACUUUAGUUAUGCGCCAAAAGCGCAUGCUACGGUCGGCGAUGCUGUGCUGAAGAUUUUCGGUAGAGACUGCGCUGCUCAGUGCAGUUUCACUACUGUGGAAGCUGAUGGCUUUGAGAUUCGCGCUUUUCUACCCAAGCCAACUGCAGUUGGGUCGAAGAUUUCAGGUCAUUGCAGCUUUGUCGCGGUCGAUGCACGGCCGGUGUCGAGUAACCGUGGUACUAUCAAGCAGAUGGUUCAUGCUUGCAAACAGCGACUUGGGAAGGCGAAUCCCUCUCUUGCAGGUGUUAGGGAUCCCUUCUUCUGCAUCAACAUUAUUUGUCCGCCUGGAAGCUAUGAUCCCAAUAUCGAGCCGACCAAAGACGACGUCAUGUUUGAGGACAGUAACAUUGUUUUGAGGGUCUGGGAAGAGUUGCUGGAUUCCUUGUAUACUGAAGCAGUCGUUAAUCUCGAUGAGCCAGACGACGUGGUCGAUCAAAAUCCGAACGAAGCUAUAUUUGAAUCGCACAACACAAGUGAUCAGAACGAGGCGUCAGUCCCUGCGCCGCAACCAAGGUGGAGACACAGCAUGUACGGCAUCGACGAAGAGGAUCUGGAGUUUUUACAGGACGACCGUACUCCGAUCAUUGACGAAGAAGAAGGACGCCACGCCGCAGAAGUAUCCAAUCCUUGGACUAUUACUCGAAUGAACGCUGCGAUCAAACCCAGGGCGCCCGCUAACAAUGUCCAACUUUUGAGUCCAGUGAAAAGUACUGGAAAUGUUGAUUCAAGUUCUAGUCCCUCGAGAGUACCUGCAACGCCUAACCGAGUGGUUUCAGCAGAACCUUUGACGCCUCAGACAUCUUCGAAGGCGAAUACGGUGCAAUCACUGCUUGAUGAUGAGCUUGAGCGUAGCAUACAACGCCUACCUCCGCCAUCAUCGGUAGCAGGAAGUAUUAGUGACUGGGUUUUGGAUCGCCUGGGAGGCCAAGCGAUCGAU